AUGGAUGCACAACAGGCUCGCAAGAGGAAGCGCUCGGCCAUUGCUUGCACACGUUGCCAUGAUCGAAAAGUCCGGUGCUCGCUUGCUUUCCAGGGCAUCCCAUGUGCAAAUUGUGCUCAGGAUGGCACUGUUUGCAAGAUCUUUGGUCAGCAGCAUGCUACGUCGGUGCCGUUGCCUUCCCCUGGUCAUCCACUGGGGCAUUCAUCGCAUUCUAUUGCAUACAACAUUCGGCCAGACCAAGCAAUCCAACCUUCGUCAAAAGCAGUCUACCCUCUGACCCCGUCUCCGAGAUCUAUGUCGAUUGCCGAGGUAACGCAUCAAGCGUCAGAUACUGUUGAAGUACCCCGGAAACACUUAAACGUGGAGAAGAGUCCUGCACAUGUCGCAUCCCCAGACUGUCAAAGGGGCCCGGACACGUCAAGCGAGACCGCAACCGGCGCUCAGCAAACUCCCACCACGGUUUCCGAUUCGGUGUCUGAUAAGCCCCGUGGGCCUGAGCCGUCGCGGGACCUGGUGCCUUAUUAUGCCGGAGAGGCUGAGGGACUCGAAUUCGUGUUCGAUAUCGUCUCGCCGAAUCGAUCCGUGAAAGGAGCCCCUUAUAUCAUUACUCGCAACGUCCUCAAGCGACAGAAAUUCAAACCAGAGAUAACCCCGGGCUCCAGGCCCCUGUUUCCACCCCCUAUUUGCGACCGGCUCGUUCGCUGCUUCUUCAGCUAUGUCUACCCUUUCUUGCCUGUUGUCAAUGCCGGGGAAUUUGUUACCAAAUACUCCGACGACCCCAACAAUGUCAGCUGUCUGUUGUUGUGGUCAGUGUUUUUCGCUGCGGCUAUCUACGUCGACGCAGAGGCCCUCAAAGCUCUAGGGUUCCAGAGCCGUAAGGUGUUGAUGCAAUUUUGCUAUCAGAAUGCCAAGAGGACAUAUGAUGCACAUCUCGAGACCGACAAGUCCGCCAUCAUUGCUUCUGUUCUGCUUCUGAGUUACUGGUAUCCCGACCUGGAGGACCUGGACGGCGCCUGCUAUUGGAUCGGGGCGGCCAUCCACUUUUGCACGGGCAUUGGGCUCCAUCGCGAGCCCAGUUAUUCACGACUUCCACGAUGUCCCUUCCCUCCAUCGCAGAUAGCACUAUGGAGACGAUUGUGGUGGUGCAGCUACUACCGCGAUGCCUGGAUCUGUUUGGGUACUGGGAGGCCGAUGCGGGUCCACCUGGAUGACUGCGACCUUCAGCUGCCGUCUGUUCACGAUGUCGUGGAUGAUGUCAAAAAUCUAUCUCCGGAACUGCGCGAAGCGUUCCUACCCCCUGAUCUCGAAGAGCUGGCGGAACUAUGGCUCAAGUUCCUCAGGCUGUCAAUCAAACUAGAAGACGCCCUGGUUCUACACUACCGCCCCAGAAGACCGCCGCUGUCGUUGCCCCAGUUGGAAGCCGACUAUGCAGACGUAUCACAACUUCUCGAAAGCCUUCCUCCCGUGGACAUUAUCGAAAACCGGUCGUCCCGAACAUUGAUGCUUCACAUGAGCCAUUUCCGCUGCUAUUGCCAAGCGGUCAUCAUCGUCUUUCAUCGCUCUUACAUCCUUUCGACGCCCGAACAUCUAUCACUCGCGGAACGAAGCGGUCUCCAGGCAGCGGCAACCCAGAGAUCCAAGUCCGCAGCAGCCGAUUUGACAAGUACUCUCAACAGACUAAUCGCACAGGACAUGAUCGACACGUCGCCCACAAUGCUCGUGACCACCAUGAUGGUCGCCAUGCAAAUACAUUUAUUCGAGCUUGCCCGAUCCGAGGGUAGCCUCAUCCGCCAGCACGCCGGGCACAAUUUGAAUCUACACCUGAUGGUCCUCUCCCAUCUCAACAAGACAUUUUGGAGCGCGGACAUGCACCGCAAUCUGUUUACCGAAGUCCUAAAGGCACUCAACGCCGGGAGGACGGGGGACACGAGGCAAUAUGCGGGCUACGCGGCGGGUCUACAGGACCCGGCCGGUGUGCAGGCUGCAAGCACUCCUCAACAUCCUCGCGACAACGACCAACAGGCGAACUCGAUGAACGCUGUUCUAGACACCUGUGGUCUGAGCGGCACGGCCUUUGACGAGUUCUUUGCGUCGUUUGGGCCGUUUGACAACUUUCAACUUUUGUUCGAUGAAGGGUAA
Messenger RNA from Fonsecaea multimorphosa CBS 102226, 2139 nucleotides. RefSeq lists its product as uncharacterized. Gene Ontology annotation, molecular function: DNA binding; zinc ion binding; DNA-binding transcription factor activity, RNA polymerase II-specific. Lineage: Eukaryota; Fungi; Ascomycota; Eurotiomycetes; Chaetothyriales; Herpotrichiellaceae. The coding region runs from base 1 to 2139 and encodes 712 amino acids. The transcript is spliced from 3 exons. The record is from RefSeq and is a predicted model, not a curated record. Gene Ontology annotation, biological process: DNA-templated transcription; regulation of DNA-templated transcription.